Molecule: messenger RNA, 3150 nt
Organism: Spodoptera frugiperda (fall armyworm)
Lineage: Eukaryota; Metazoa; Arthropoda; Insecta; Lepidoptera; Noctuidae
Molecular function (GO): monooxygenase activity; iron ion binding; heme binding
Source: RefSeq, a predicted model, not a curated record
UUCAACCACAUUGUGUAUUCAAACAAUUGAUAAGUCACUCGUGUUUAUUCGCACGUCCGAAAAUACAUUACGAUGGUAUUCUUACCAUUAGCAUUAGUACUAGUCUCUCUAGUUCUGGCGUGGUACUUCAUUGGAAAGUACAAUGAAAAUUAUUGGAAGAAGCGUGGUGUAGCCUUCUACGAAAAAAAUAAGGUAGUGGGACCAAUGUGGGACUUCAUGACAUCACAAAAAGCCCUAUUCGAGAUCUUCGGGAAGCUGUACAGAGAAUACAGAAAAGAACCAGCCAUCGGCAUCGGUCAAAUUUUAACUCCAUCACUGUUUGUCAUUGACCCGAAAAAUGUGCAACAGGUGCUGUCAGGUGACUUCCAAUCUUUUAAUCACCGAGGUAUCGAAAGCGUCGAAGGAGACACAUUGUCUGAUAACAUAACCUUUAUGAAUGGUCCAAGAUGGAAGCUGAUGCGAUCGAACAUGACUCCAUUGUUUACGGCAAACAAAUUGAAGAACAUGUAUUACAUCAUGGACAAAAGUGCUCAAGAUUUCGUGCAAUACUUGAAAAAUAAUCCCAAGACGCGUGAUGGUGAUUUAUUUGAAACUCUUAUGAUGUUCUGUAAUGCUGCAGUUUGUGGAGCUAUCUUCGGCAUUGGAUCAGAGUCAAUCUUUGAUACACCUUUCCUCAAGCUUGCCAAAAACUUAUCGCAAUCGAAUAUACUGGUAAGGAUGAAAUUCAUAUUUUACAGUUUGAGCCCAAAAAUUUAUACAGCCUUAGGUUUUAAACUUUUCAAAGAACAUGAAGAAUUCUUUGUUAAAUCAAUUGGUGAAGUGUUAAAACGAAGAGAUCAGGAAAAUGUAAAGAGACACGACUUCGCUGACAUUGCUUUAGCUAUACAGAAGAACGGUACGAUGAGAGACCGUACAACAGGAUACGAGAUAGAGCCCACGACCGGUAUACUCUCUGCACAGGCUUUGUUCUUCUUUACUGCUGGUGUGGAGCCUUGUGCUAAUGCGAUCUAUGCGACGUUGUAUCUUCUGAGCUCUCAUCCAGAAAUACUAGAAAAAGUGCACCAAGAAAUUGAUGAACAUUUUGAAAAACACAGCAACAACAUAACCUAUGACGUUAUUUGUGAUUUGGAAUAUACAGAAAAAGUAUUAAGUGAAGCGUUGAGAAUCUUCCCUCCCAUUGGAUUUUUGACGAGACAGUGUGUUCAAAAUACUGUUUUACCAGUCGGUAAUAUCCCAGUAGAGAAAGGAACCAAAAUAUUCACACCUAUUUAUGAUAUCCAUCACGACCCAGAACUGUAUCCAGACCCAGAAGUGUUCGACCCGGAGCGAUUCUCCAAGGAUAGGAGACCCAAUGACGACAUUUACAUGCCAUUUGGAAUGGGCAACAGGACGUGUAUAGGCGCCAGGUACGCCAAGCUACAGGUGCAAGCUGGUUUGGUGCACGUCUUACGAAACUACACUGUUAAACUCUCGAAAACCAGUGGAAAGUUGAGAUUUGCGCAUGAUCCACUUAAUGUAAGACUGAGAAAUGUCGGUUUUGAAUUGAUUCCUAGAGCAAUUAAAUUACCAUUAAGUUUGAUAGCAGUGGGCUUACUACUGGCUUGGUACCUAAUAGGAAAGCGCAAUGAGAGCUACUGGAAGAAGCGUGGCGUAAAGUUCUACAGUAAAAACAAAGUGGCUGGACCUUUCUGGGAUUUCCUAACAUCGCAACGUGCUUUAUUUGAAAUCUUGGGAGACCUAUACAAACAACACAGACAAGAACCAGCUAUUGGUAUUGGUCAAUUCUUAACACCUGCGCUCUUUGUCAUCGAUCCGAAGAAUGUUCAGCAAGUUUUAUCAGGUGACUUCCAAUCUUUUCACCACAGAGGCCUUGAAACUAUUGAAGGGGACCAAUUGAGCGACAAUAUUAUUAUGAUGAAUGGUCCAAGAUGGAAGCUGAUGCGACAGAAUAUGACUCCGUUGUUUACGGCAAACAAAUUGAAGAACAUGUACUACAUACUAGAUAAAAGUGCCCAAGACUUCGUGCAGUACUUGAAAAAUAAUCCCAAGACGCGUGAUGGUAAUUUCUUUGAAACUCUUAUGUUGUUCUGUAAUGCUGCAGUUUGUGGAGCUAUCUUCGGCAUUGGAACGAACUCAAUCUUCGAUACCCCUUUCCUCAAGGUUGCCAAAAGCUUAUCACAAUCCAACCUUAGUAUCAGGUUAAAAUUCAUAUUGGCCAAUCUAAGUCCUAAGUUGUUUAAACUAUUGGGAUUAAAAGUUUUCAACGAGUAUGAAGAUUUCUUUAUUGGCUCAAUAAGUAAAGUGAUGAAAGCAAGAGAAGAAGAAAAAGUGAAGAGACACGAUUUCGCUGACAUUGCUUUAGCUAUACAGAAGAACGGUACCAUGAGAGACCGUACAACAGGAUACGAGAUAGAGCCUACGACCGGUAUACUCUCUGCACAGGCUUUGUUCUUCUUUACCGCUGGCGUGGAGCCUUGUGCUAAUGCAAUCUUUUCAACAUUAAUUCUUUUAAGCAGUCACCCAGAAAUACUAGAAAGAGUUCACCAAGAAAUUGACGAACAUUUUGAAAAGUACAACAACAAUAUCACCUAUGACGUUAUAUGUGAAAUGAAGUACAUAGAUAAGGUACUGAGCGAAGCAAUGAGAAUAUUCCCUCCAAUUGGUCAAUUGACGAGACAGUGUGUUCAAAAUACAGUCCUGCCUGUUGGUAACAUCCCAGUAGAGAAGGGGACAAAAAUGUUCACUCCAAUUUAUGCUAUUCAUCACGACCCAGAAUUGUAUCCAGACCCAGAAGUGUUCGACCCGGAGCGAUUCUCCAAGGAUAGGAGACCCAAUGACGACAUUUAUAUGCCAUUUGGAAUGGGCAACAGGACAUGCAUCGGUGAGAGGUAUGCCAAAUUACAAGUGCAAGCCGGUUUAGUGCACGUCUUGCGAAACUUCACUGUUAAACCGCAGAAACAUCAAAAAGUAAUAUUUGCUCACGAUGCACUCAAUGUGAGACCGAGAAAUGUCGAUGUCCAACUAAUACCGAGAAACAUUUAAGAGAUUGUGUUGAGAUUUUUUUUCUAUAAGUUUUAAAUGAUUGUGAUUCACAUAGUGUAUUGUAUUAAAAGCAACUGUGGUAGAGAAUUAAAAAGCGUAAUUUGCCUA